Molecule: messenger RNA, 3007 nt
Organism: Notothenia coriiceps (black rockcod)
Lineage: Eukaryota; Metazoa; Chordata; Actinopteri; Perciformes; Nototheniidae
Gene: tbc1d7
Product: TBC1 domain family, member 7
Exons: 7
Coding region: 444-1256 (270 amino acids)
Biological process (GO): activation of GTPase activity; negative regulation of TOR signaling
Molecular function (GO): GTPase activator activity
Source: RefSeq, a predicted model, not a curated record
AGAGUUUUGGUUCUUUGUUUUGUUUUGUUUCUUUUGUUUAUUGUUUUCUGCUUAGUCUCUUGUCCACACUCCAGUCCAGUUGGUGGCGGUAAUGCACCUACAAGUUGGUUUGCCAACCGCCAAUAAACACGGAAAAAGAAGAAGAAGAUUUCGACAGUGCCAACCGGAAGUGUCCUGAUAAUAACAACUCUGGUUAGCAUGUAGCUAGCAGUCCUAAAUGUGACUUGUGGACAUGAAGCAUUUGUCUGCAGUGCCUCGACAACGUGCACCUACAUGUCUAAUAACAUAUGUAUCUUGUCGAUAAUGUUACAGAUACAAACACGUCGUACUAGCGUUAAUGUUAGCUCGUUACCUGAAGCUAUGAAGUUAGCUUACUAGCGUAAAGCUAACCUUUAUAGUCGUCUGAACACACCUGUGCAAGGUGUCAUUUACCAGGUAAAAGAAUGGCUGAUGACCCUCAGAGAAAUUUCCGCUCUGCAUAUUAUGAGAAAGUGGGCUUCAGAGGAGUGGAGGAGAAGAAAUCUCUGGAAAUACUGCUCAAGGACAAUCCCCUCGAUCUAGAAAAGCUGAGCACCUUCAGUCAGAGGUUCCCCCUCCCCUCUAUGUACAGGAUCCAUGUGUGGAAGGUGUUGCUAGGCAUCUUACCCCCCCACAAUGACUCUCACUCUCUGGUGGGAGGCUACAGGAAGGAGCAGUACCAGGACAUCCUGGAGGCUCUGGAGGUGAUGAGAUACAUCAACCCUUCCACUCCCUCCACCCACGUCUACCUGCGCAUGUCCCAGCUGGAGACCCUUGUGCUCCCACGGUGCUCCGAGACCUCCGCCCCGGUAAGAUGGAUCGCACAUAGAGAAACAUGUCCAUAUAUGGGACUGAUAAGGUUUGUUGUCUCCCCUGUUGCGUUGCAGCCGAAGAGCCUGGAGCACUAUCUGAGUCAGGAGGAGCCUCGGCUGCUGACCCACCUGAAGACCAGCGGGACCCUCGCCCAGCUGCCCUACGGCCUCUGGUUCAGACGCUGCUUCGCCGGCUGCCUGCCCGAGUCCAGCCUGCAGAGGGUGUGGGACAAGGUGAUCAGCGGCUCGUGUAAGAUCCUGGUGUUCGUGGCCUUGGAGAUUCUGCUCAGCUAUAAGAUCAUGCUGAUGGGAAUCAGCCGGCCUGAAGGCGCGGUGAGGUUCCUGUGCAAUAUACCGCAGGAGAACACGGACGCCAUCGUAACUAAAGCCAUCGACUUGUGGCACAAAUACUGCUUACAAUCAUAAUAAUAAUAAUAUAUAUAUUCUUUUUUUUUUCUCAUAAGAAAGUACAAAAAUGAAUCAUUCUCAAAUAGUCUCCGUCAUGUUCAACAGGGGCAAGAAGAAGCUUCUGGUCCUACCCCCUCUAGCAUACAUUUUGCUUAUAAAUAAGUUAAUUUGUUUUUUUGCUUUUUACAAAACAAUCUGAAAGAAAUUACAAUAAAUAACAAAUGGGAUUGUACAGGUCCUGUUCAUAACCAUUCAUGAUUUGGCAACUAAAUAAUACUUUCAGUUUAGAUAGACUAGUACAACAUUUCAGUGCAUCAUUACAGUUAUUCCACAGACUAACAUCUUUUGAUGAGAUGCAAUGCAGUUUACCAUUUGUUCGUACGGGUGGUUUUUUGAAAAUGCAGUUUCCUCUCAACAUGCUUUCUCUCCGUGUGAAAAGAUAAGGUGCUGUCCCACGACAGAGCACAAACUCUUAACUCAACUGAGACUACGGAUUUGUCUCCGCAUGACUGGACAAAAAAAACUCAUCAUGGGCUGCUUUUAAUAAGCCCCAGGACUUGGGAGCCAAUCCAAUUACAGACAGGACAACACAUCCCAGCUCUCCCCAAAGAAUGAUCGACUGUUUGUGGAAAGGACACUGAAAACAGCUGCUAUACAGAGAGGAUGCACAAAAUCUGUUUAGAAAAAAGGCAAGGAUUCAUAAACUUAUUUUCUUUAAUAAGUUUCUUUCUUUAAGAAACAGCUUACAUCAUAGAAGACAAUAAAUUAAUACCCACAUGCAGUUGUUCUGCUUUACAAAAAAACAUUUGAAAAGUCUUGUUUACUUUCUUUGCUAUUUACAAGUCUUAGAAUUCUGAGAACAGUUUUAAACGUACAAGAGACAGUAAUAUUACCGACGCUCGUACUGACACACUCACUCACAGAUCAAGUCCUCCCGAUAAUAAGGUCAAAACUGGCAAUUAUCUAAUGUGGACCAAAACCAUAAAAAGUAAGCUGGCAGGUUUUCCUUUUCUGUGCCACCAAAGAUUUGACUGACAAUAAAAAAAGAAAGUCUGUUUUUUUGAAGUUCUGCAACUUUUUACUGUGUCAACGAAACAAGUUAAUUUGGCAACGUUCAAAUCCCUGUAAACAAUACUGUAGGCACAGUGACACAGUGAGUUACUGAACUCUCAACAGCAGUCAUUCUGGGAUGCAUUCAAGAUCGCAACUUCAACAGGAAGUCAAGUGGGGAUCAAAAGUGUGAACACAUUUUGAGCUCUUGAAUGCAGUCCAUUAACACAAAAAACGAUCAGGCUGUGAAGUUAUUGCUCAGUUAAUGUGUUUUACAUUUUUUUCUGUUACUGUCUUGAAAAGAUAAUUGUUAUAUUUUAGGUCAUUUUGGCUUAAGAUGCAGCUGCCUACAGAUAUGAAUUCCUCUGGCAAAAUGUGAAACGAUCACUAACAUGUUACUUGUUAGACGCUUUUAUCCAAAGCGACUUACAUACUCAAUACUGUGGACAAUCCCCACAGGAACAAUUUGGAGUGAAGUGUCUUGCCCAGAGACACAACAACUUGCUGACUGCAGUGGGACUCGAACUUGCUACCCCCUGAUUUGAAGUCCAGCACUCUAUCCACUGAGCCACAGCCGCCCCAUUGAGAUGUCUUCUGUGGAAUAAUACCAUGCCAACACAAACCCAAAGGAUAUAAAGUCCAUUUAAGGAGUGACAUUAUGGUGAAAGGCAAGAAAACAAUCCAUGUGUUAAAAAUAAAUUCCUUUCUUCAGCUCCUUG